AUGAGGGUUGUUUCAAAUAACAAUUUAGUUACUUGGGUCAGUGUUCUUCUUCUUCUUUUCGUGACUGCUUUGGUGGGGGUGGCUGAUGUUGGCGUUGAUAAGGAGGACAAGCAUCUCAUUCAUCCACCGCAUUUGUUAGGGCGUGGCAUUUUCAAGAAAGGCCUUCGACAUGGAGGGUUCGGAGGUGGCGCUGGUUUUGGUGGGGGAGGUGGUAUCGGUGGCGGCGGCGGCCUUGGUGGAGGUGCUGGAGGUGGCUUAGGUGGUGGAGCAGGAGGAGGACUAGGCGGCGGAGGAGGCUUAGGUGGAGGGGGUGGCUUCGGGGGUGGUGCGGGUGGUGGCCUGGGCGGUGGGGCAGGUGGUGGUGGAGGUUUUGGAGGGGGUGCAGGCGGAGGGAUAGCUCAUGGUGGUGGUCUAGGUGGUGGUGCUGGCGGAGGUCUAGGUGGGGGUGCAGGUGGUGGUUUGGGUGGAGGGGCAGGUGGUGGCGGAGGCUUGGGUGGCGGAGCUGGUGGAGGGCUAGGUCACGGUGGUGGCUUAGGUGGCGGUGCCGGUGGAGGCCUUGGUCAUGGUGGCGGCUUAGGAGGGGGUGCAGGUGGAGGACUAGGACAUGGUGGCGGCUUAGGUGGAGGUGCAGGUGGAGGGUUAGGUCACGGCGGUGGCUUAGGUGGAGGCGCAGGCGGAGGUUUAGGUCACGGUGGUGGUUUAGGCGGCGGUGCAGGCGGAGGGAUAGGACAUGGCAUUGGAGCAGGAGUAGGUGGAGGUGCAGGUGGCGGGCUAGGGGGCGGAGGUGGUGCAGGGGGCGGUCUCGGAGGACUUGGUGGUGGAGGAGGCGCAGGGGGAGGGUUUGGUGGGGGCGUUGGCGGAGGAGGAGGUGUAGGAGGAGGCGCCGGGUUUGGCGGUGGCGCAGGUGGAGGAGCUGGAGGUGGGUUUGGAGGAGGGGGAGGAUUUGGAGGAGGGUUCGGGGGAGGUGGCGGCGUUGGGGUCGGAGUCGGGGCUGGCGGCGGCCACUGA
Molecule: messenger RNA, 1008 nt
Organism: Prosopis cineraria
Lineage: Eukaryota; Viridiplantae; Streptophyta; Magnoliopsida; Fabales; Fabaceae
Product: glycine-rich cell wall structural protein-like
Exons: 1
Coding region: 1-1008 (335 amino acids)
Source: RefSeq, a predicted model, not a curated record